AUGAAAUUUGUCUUCUGUUUGAGUGUCCUUGCUGGGACAUUUUUCCCCGCUCACUCAUCUGUGCAGAAAGAAGACCAUGCCCCCUAUCUGGUAUACCUCAAGUCUCACUUCAACCCCUGUGUGGGUGUCCUCAUCAAAAGCAACUGGGUGCUGGCCCCCGCUCACUGCUACCUACCAAACCUGAAAGUGAUGCUGGGAAAUCUCAGGGUCAGAAUCAGAGAUGGGACAGAGCAGAUAAUUGACCCUAUCCAGAUUGUCCGCUACUGGAACUACAGUCAUAGUUCCCCCCAGGAUGACCUCAUGCUCAUUAGGCUGGCUAAGCCCGCCAACCUCAACCACAAAGUCCAGCCCAUUCCCCUCGCCACCAGCACCGUCAAGCCAGGCACCGUCUGUAUGCUUUCAGGCUUGGACUGGAGCCAAGACAACAGCGGCAGACACCCUGAUUUAAGGCAGAACCUGGAGGCCCCCAUGAUGUCUGAUGCAGACUGCCGGAAAACCAAACAAGGAAAAAGCCACAGAAACUCCAUAUGUGUUAAAUUUGUGAAAGUGUUCAGUCGAAUUUUUGGGGAGGUGGCCGUUGCUACUGUCAUCUGCAAAGGCAAGCUACAGGGGAUCGAGGUCGGACACUUCAUGGGAGGGGAUGUGGGCAUCUACACCAAUGUUCAGAAAUAUAUCACCUGGAUUGAGAACGUCACUAAAGACAAAUAA
Eubalaena glacialis (North Atlantic right whale) is the source of this 708-nucleotide messenger RNA. RefSeq names its product serine protease 37 (gene PRSS37). The record is from RefSeq and is a predicted model, not a curated record. The transcript is spliced from 5 exons. Bases 1 to 708 code for a protein of 235 amino acids. Gene Ontology annotation, biological process: proteolysis; positive regulation of acrosome reaction. Lineage: Eukaryota; Metazoa; Chordata; Mammalia; Artiodactyla; Balaenidae. Gene Ontology annotation, molecular function: serine-type endopeptidase activity. Gene Ontology annotation, cellular component: acrosomal vesicle.